Wyeomyia smithii (pitcher-plant mosquito) is the source of this 2298-nucleotide messenger RNA. Its product is annotated as CLIP domain-containing serine protease B4-like. Gene Ontology annotation, biological process: proteolysis. The transcript has 5 exons. Lineage: Eukaryota; Metazoa; Arthropoda; Insecta; Diptera; Culicidae. The record is from RefSeq and is a predicted model, not a curated record. Gene Ontology annotation, molecular function: serine-type endopeptidase activity. The coding region runs from base 126 to 1283 and encodes 385 amino acids.
CAGCGUCAGUACUAGCCAAGCAAUUGUUAUCUGUCAGCUGCUGCAGUGAGGAAAUAAUGUUUCGAGGGAAUUUAUUGAGGAUGAACUUGAUUUGUGAUUGAUUUGACUUAACUGUAAAAAUAAGUAUGAAACUAUCAAUUUGGAAUACUUUCUUGUUUUGCUUGUGCUUUUAUAGAUUCACAAUAUACAUAGUUUCCAGUGAGUCAUGUUUGACACCAAAAGCCCAACCGGGGAACUGUAUACACAUAGAUCUGUGUCCACAUCUUCGCAAAUUGGCCUACAGCAGAACAAUUUCUUUACAAGACAGACAAUUGCUAACGAGUAGCACUUGUGGUGAUCGAAAGGUUUGUUGUAAAGUUUCUCCACUUAGUGGACCUUCUCCACCUAGUGGAUCGUCUACCAUUUCUACUACAACUGAAGCCAGCACAACCACGAAAGCUACAGCACAAGGUCGAACUCAAAUAAAAGUGACGCUGCCAAAUGAAACAAUUUGCGGUAUCAAUUAUGUGGACAAUCGAAUUUAUGGAGGAUCAGAAACCGGAAUAAGUCAGUUUAGAUGGGCAGUAGCUUUAGAGUACAACAUUGAUACUUCCAGGAAAGUGAAUUGUGGCGGUUCAUUGAUUAAUACUCGAUAUAUUAUCACUGCAGCUCAUUGUGUGUGGAAUAUUAAACCUGAACAAAUGAUUUUACGUUUGGGAGAGUGGGACCUGAAUCAGGAUCCUGACUGUGACGAGGACUAUGAAUGCAAUGAAGCUGUGAGAUUCGCCAACGUGGAACAAAUAAUUAUGCACCCAAGUUAUAAUAGGUCCAAGAUACACGAUAUUGCCCUUCUGCGAAUGCAAUCUGCUCUGCCCGCAAAUUACACGAAUCACAUCAUUCCGGUGUGUUUACCAAAAACGAAAGAACUUUUGCGUAAUUCAUUCUCGAACUACAAUGUGACGAUCGUUGGAUGGGGUUUUACUGAAGCAGUAAAAAGAAGUUCCCGAAAAAUGAGUACCAACCUAGUGACUACGGAUUUACGAAGUUGUCAGAAUGAUUUAAAACCGAUUCUGAAAAAUACCAUACUAAGUGAAUCACACAUUUGUGCUAAGGGAGCAGAAAAAAAGAUUCGGGAUGCUUGCCAAGGUGAUUCUGGGGGUCCGCUGAUGGCCAACAUGAACGGUUACUGGUAUCUGGUAGGAAUAGUAAGUUUUGGACCGCCUUGUGGAAGAACACAGCUGCCGGGAGUCUAUACUAGAGUGACCAGUUAUAUGGAUUGGAUCAAGAAGAACUUGUUUGACUGAGGGGGAAGAAAUUAGGCUAAGUAUGAUGUGUAAUUAGGAAUUGGGAGGAUUUGUUUGCUUUAGUAAAAAAGAGGGUCGCUUAUUUAUAAGGUUGUUUAUAAGUUGUGAGUUGUUCUCACUGAAACCUUUCUUGUUUAUUUACAUCUUAUUAAGCUACCCUUGACGAGCUAAAAAUAAGAGAAACCCACAAAAAUAUUAUUAUAAAUUAAAUAACUCAUAACUUUUCUAUGAAAACUACGCAAUGUUAAGCAUUGAUAUUUGUUUAAGCUUGAAAAUGAUGUAUUUUGAGUUUUUUACAGUGUUUUUUUUUCUCGAUGGACAAAGUUAUUACCUUCAACUUUGUCGGAAACACUGAACCAAUAAAACAAACCAUUUUGGCUCUAGUUUUUUUUUCUCAGAAGACACUUUGUUCAGUAAGAUUGAUUUUUGUCAGUCCAAGUUUUCCUUGUGUUAAUAGAACAACUAACUUUAGGAGUAUUUUCUGAGUCGAGUGCAUAAUAAUGGUAAAAAUGUUUUUGAGCUUGAGCUUGACGAUCCCUUAUUUCGUAGUUGCUGAGCUAGUGAAGUUGCACAAGGAACCACGAAUACGGCUACUUGGGAUUAGUUUGUCAUCCUCUGUGUACAACAAUUCAGUAGCUACCGCUUUGUAUAGAUCGACAACGGCGCCGGCAACGUCCUUACGAUCGUUAGGGUAGAGAAGGAUGUUGUAAGGAAGGAAGUGUCACAGUCGUUGUUGUCGAAGACCGACCGACCGACUGCACCUCCACGGCUGCGACGGAAAGGUAGGAUCUGGUCACCGGGACGAUUCGAACCAACUUGCACGUGAAGUUAACUUAUUACGAAGAUAAACGGAGGUAUAUAUUGCGAAAACGUUGGAUUAUCCACGGUAUGUAUCGACCGAAUUAAAAGUACUCCGGUUUGUAACGUGCUUGAACAGAACCAGCGAGUGAAUAAUCUCCGGCUAAAUGGUUACCGUGGGCCAUGAAUAGACAUCUUGUUACACCUCGCAAAGACU